Molecule: messenger RNA, 1857 nt
Organism: Callithrix jacchus (white-tufted-ear marmoset)
Lineage: Eukaryota; Metazoa; Chordata; Mammalia; Primates; Cebidae
Gene: COQ5
Product: coenzyme Q5, methyltransferase
Biological process (GO): ubiquinone biosynthetic process
Molecular function (GO): 2-methoxy-6-polyprenyl-1,4-benzoquinol methyltransferase activity
Source: RefSeq, a predicted model, not a curated record
GCAACACGGCGUACCUUCUGGCCCUUGGAACUCGAGUACCAAGAUGGCGGCUCCCAGAAGCUUGGCUCUAUGGAACUAUUGCAGUCGUAGGUGGUCGCGGGCGAUGCGGGGCUGUCAGCUCCUCGGGCUUCGUGGCUCUUGGCCCGAGGCCCCACUAAGUGCGCGGCUCUUGUCCCAAGAGAAGCGGGCAACGGAAACGCACUUCGGGUUUCAGACUGUGUCGGAAGAGGAAAAGGGGGGCAAAGUCCAUCAGGUGUUUGAAAGUGUGGCUAAGAAGUAUGAUGUGAUGAAUGAUAUGAUGAGUCUUGGUAUCCAUCGUCUUUGGAAGGAUUUGCUGCUCUGGAAGAUGCAUCCGCUUCCUGGGACCCAGCUGCUUGAUGUUGCUGGAGGCACAGGUGACAUUGCAUUCCGGUUCCUAAAUUAUGUUCAGUCCCAGCAUCAGAGAAAACAGAAGAGGCAGUUAAGGGCCCAACAAAGUUUAUCCUGGGAAGAAAUUGCCAAAGAGUACCAGAAUGAAGAAGAUUCCUUGGGUGGGUCUCAUGUCAUGGUGUGUGACAUCAACAAGGAGAUGCUAAAGGUUGGAAAGCAGAAAGCCUUGGCUCAAGGAUACAGAGCUGGACUUGCAUGGGUAUUAGGAGAUGCUGAAGAACUGCCCUUUGAUGAUGACAAGUUUGAUAUUUACACCAUUGCCUUUGGGAUUCGGAAUGUCACACACAUUGAUCAGGCACUCCAGGAAGCCCAUCGGGUGCUGAAACCAGGAGGACGGUUUCUGUGUCUGGAAUUUAGCCAAGUGAACAAUCCCCUCAUAUCAAGGCUUUAUGAUCUGUAUAGCUUCCAGGUCAUCCCUGUCCUGGGAGAGGUCAUUGCUGGAGACUGGAAGUCCUAUCAAUACCUUGUAGAGAGUAUCCGAAGGUUCCCGUCUGAGGAAGAGUUCAAGGAGAUGAUAGAAGAUGCAGGCUUUCACAAGGUCACUUAUGAAAGUCUAACAUCAGGUAUUGUGGCCAUUCAUUCUGCCUUCAAACUUUAAUUCCUUUCCUAUCAUGGAACAUGAACCAAUCACACCCUGUUGAAAGCCUGGAACUGAAGGAUAUUUUGGCAAAUGAGACAACAGCAGAACAUCUCCUCUUAAGGAUACAUACUUUGGACUCAUGUUUGAAUUGAACACUCUCCAAGUAGAAGAACAAAUUCCUGUCACUUUUUUUUUUUUUUUUUUUUUUUGGAGAUGGAAUUUCACUGUUGUUACCCAGACUGGAGUGCAAUGGCACGAUCUUGGCUCACCGCAACCUCCACCUUCUGGGUUCAAGCAAUUCUACCUCAGCCUCCCGAGUAGCUGGGACUACAGGCGCACACCACCAUGCCCAGCUAAUUUUUGUAUUUUUAGUAGAGACGGGGUUUCACCUUGUUGACCAGGAUGGUCUCAAUCUCUUGACCUUGUGAUCCACCCGCCUCAGCCUCCCAAAGUGCUGGGAUUAUAGGCGUGAGCCACCGCGUCCGGCCUCCUGCGUCCGGCCUCCUGUCACUUUUUUACGGCUUUCUUUGGAGUUGCUUCAGUCCAUCUCCCAGAGGCAUUUGGCUGUAUUUUUGCUCAACCGCUAAUUUCUCUUGGCUGUAGAGUGUGUGGUUAAGGUACAACCAGCACUGAGGCUCAGUUUUGAAGUGUAUUUAUAGCUUCUCUGCUGGUGCUGCCCUCCAGAGUGGGUGAUAGAUCAUUUAUUUGAAACCAAUGAUGACUUUAACCAGAAAACUUAAUUGUACCUGAAUCAACCUUUCAGCCUACUAGGACUGUCUAGGCCCAAGUCAGAGGACUAAUGAUCAUGACAAUUGUGUGCUGAACCAGUAAACGAGUUUGCCUUUUGA